AUGACAUUCUCUGUGGCCACCUUCGUCUCCUGGGCCGCUGCUGUCGCUGCAUUCGGCGCGCACAACCCGCCGCCCAAGGGCGAGGUCACCAAAACCGACAACUUUGUCUGGGCCGAUCCCUUCCACGACCACCGCCUCGCCAAUAAGCUGACGGCUGCAUGCACCGUAGAGAAGUCGUUUCGCGCGAGCGAGUUUUUGCUGCACGACCUCUAUGAGCAUCCGCCCAAGGGCCUGUGGAACUACGGCGACGCCCUCAAGACGUUUUUUAGUGGCCGGCCCUACCCGGGCGGCUGGGACGGACUGGACCCGCACAUGUACGACCGCCCGCUGCUGCAGAUGGACUAUGCCGACGUGCCGGUCAUUGUGCGGGAAUGGAUCGAGGCAGGCGAGCGGUACGAGAAGGGAGGCGGCGACGGAGACAAAGACCGAGACGACGACGACGAAGACGACGACGAGGAAGGCAAGGCCUUGGCGGGCCGCAAGAACCUGUUUGCCGUGUUUGAGCGCGCCGAGGGCCAGACGAAGAUCACCAAGACCGUCGCGCCGCCCAAGACGGCCGCCAAAGCGGCCAUGUUGCGGCCGCUCGACGCCAAGCGCAUCGUGGUUUUUGCGCCCGGGGCGCUGUACAGCAUCCUGCCGCUGUGGGUCGCGACCGAUGCGGCGGCCGACGACGCCUGCCGGAAGCAGCUGCUCAACCUCGACCUCUACAGCCCCAAGCCCAAGGACGGCGGCGUCAUUGCGUGGACGACGCAGCACACGGCGCCGGACCGCGACAAGAUCCACCGCAACAUGACCUUUACCAUCAAGGCGCAGACGUUGCAGGCCGCGGGUGCGGCGUCGUUUGGUGGAAAGGAGGAGUUGUAA
Messenger RNA from Sporothrix schenckii 1099-18, 864 nucleotides. RefSeq lists its product as uncharacterized. The transcript has a single exon. Lineage: Eukaryota; Fungi; Ascomycota; Sordariomycetes; Ophiostomatales; Ophiostomataceae. The record is from RefSeq and is a predicted model, not a curated record. The coding region runs from base 1 to 864 and encodes 287 amino acids.